AUGAACGGCUACAAAGGCUUGGUGGACGCCUAUUUGGUCCAACACAAAUUUAAAGAGGCAUUAGGGUGUGCAAAGGAAGCCUUUUCCGCCAUGCCAAAGAGCGCCACGGCCAUCACCUUGGUGGGUCGCGUCCUGGCCCAGUUGCCGGAGGGGCGCGAGAAGGCCAAGCGUGCCUUCCAAAGGGCCCUGAGCAUGAACCCGUCCACGGUCGAUGCCCUUUUGGCCCUGGCAGACUUGCAUCUUGGGGCACAGGAAUACGAUAAAUGUAUACAUCUGUUGUCGAGUAGUUUGCAAAAUAGUGGGCAUGAUUUCUUGCAUACCAAGUUGGGGGAGGCCUAUGCUAUCAGUGGAGAUUUUUCAAAGGCUCUAGCAUCUUUUAACACUGCUGUUUCCAUGAAUCCAUCUUCUGCACCAGCCACGGCUGGGCUGGAAAAACUAGAGAAGCUUUUGCGGGGGGUUGAGCCAGAGGAGGAUGGGGAGGGGGAGGAGGUGGACGAGGAGGUUGAGGCAGAGGAGGAUGAUAUGGUGGAGGGCACGACAGACUAG
This is a messenger RNA of Nannochloropsis gaditana CCMP526, 546 nucleotides long. RefSeq names its product anaphase-promoting complex subunit 7 (gene APC7). The record is from RefSeq and is a predicted model, not a curated record. Gene Ontology annotation, molecular function: protein binding. The transcript has a single exon. Bases 1 to 546 code for a protein of 181 amino acids.